This is a messenger RNA of Paramormyrops kingsleyae, 1984 nucleotides long. The record is from RefSeq and is a predicted model, not a curated record. NCBI's taxonomy places the organism in Eukaryota, Metazoa, Chordata, Actinopteri, Osteoglossiformes, Mormyridae.
GUGUGUGUGUGUGUGCGUGCGUGUGUGUGUGUGUGUGCGUGCGUGCACCCGCGCAUGUUCUUGAUGGGCCCGAUUUUGGGGAAUGUUUUACCUAUUAGAUUGGUAUUAUAGAUACAGGGAGCAGUAGUAUUCCCUGCCUUGUGCCCUUUGCUUCUGGGAUAGGCUCUGGACCCCCGCAACCCCCCUAUUGAGGGUGGAUGGAUGGUAUUAAAGACACCUGGUGGGCAUUUUGUGUAUUGUUAUUUUUCUGAAGUUUCUGAAGCUUUUUAUUCGCCAUUGGUGGCCAGUGACAGUGACUCACUUGAACGUAUUUAAGGAGUGAAGGACUCUUGUCCGUAUUAGCGUGUGACAGCCUGUGUUCUGGCCACAGCUGCUGGUUUCCUCCUGAAAUCCAGCAUGUGGAAUUUGGGUUCACCUGAUGGUGAUAAUGCACAAAAUGAACAAUCCAGUAAAUCAGUUUACCCGAAUCACCUGAUAUUGAAAGAUAACAUCAGUUUAUCUGUUUACCCAAAGUACUUUUACUCAGCUGCUGUGAAAAUUGAGUUUUCCUUUUGAGUGUCUAUUGCUGUUCAUAUGGACUUAGAUUAUUAAUGUAUUACUUUGGCAGUAUUAAUUCAUUUUUUUGGAUGGGAGGUGCGUUUAGUGUACAGAUACUACGUCCAGGUGUGAUUGGCCACAUCGGGGCCCCCGCAUGGGUCACCCGGCUUUUCAUGCUGUGUCGCCAUAGAAACGGCCCCGCGGUUGGCCGCGAGGAUGAGGUCACCGCUUCCCAAUCCGGCCCGUUGGCACUAUUGCGUCUCCGUCUGCCCUGGACGCCACGUGGGCCCAAGCGUGACAGACAAGACAGGAAGUUGGUGGCGAGGGGGAUGGGGGGAGUUGGGUGGGACGGUCCCACCGCAUCAUGAACUGAUGGAAGCCCCGCCCCUUAAGCCAGCACGGGACCCAACGAAAAAAAAAAUCUGUUUAAAUCAGCCUGACGGAAUGACUUCACAUUCCUGUAAUCCAGUUCCUGUCGUCCAGAGCAGGAACACGCCUCGCUGCACGGUGAUAGUGCUGGGAUCCGAGCUCCAAGGUCACCCAGCGGGAUGGGUGAUGUUUUUGAGGCUGUUGGAGCUGAGGAACCCGUGCUGUCCCUUCUGCCUUCUGGAAAAAAAGCGGCACGUUUGCCCCGCAGCCGUGCAUCUGCUGCGAGCAUGCAUCUACGAGGCUCACCUCCCCGUAACAGCCCUGGGUACGAGCCUCUCGCAUGUCCUUCACCGACUGACUGUGACUUUGCUGCCCCCUGGUGACCAAGACGGAGAUGGCCACUCUGACCCCUCUGAGGUGAUCGUAUUUUUUUUCCCCCUUCACUUUCCUUUCAUCUCCGUCUUCUGUUAGCAUCUUCUUCCUAGGCAUGCUGGACCGGAUGAAGGUGACGGGCACGUAUCUGGAGGGGAAAAAAAAACUGUCCUUUGGGGUGAGGUAGUAGGUUGUAUAGUUUCAGGGUUUUACCCUUCCUGUCAAAUAACUAUACAACUUACUGUCUUUCCUGGAGUGGCUGUGAUGUCAUCGCUCGAAGAUCACGCUCACGAGGACUCGCCCACUAUACAUGUGUCGCUUGUUGUUUCCAUGACGUGUUUACCGGGAUCUCGGAUGGGAGAGCUUGCUGGAUGCCCUUUGCCCAAAACUCCAGCCCGGUCUCUCCUCCUGAUGUUCGCACAGGGUGAGGUAGUAGGUUGUGUGGUUUCAGGGUAGUGAUUUUGCCCCCAUCAGAAGAUAACUACACAACCUACUGCCUUCCCUGAAGGACAGCGAUGCAGCUCGAGACAGCAAGCAUGCCCCCGUAGAUCGGUAACGACAGCGUUGGUGAAUGGGAAAUGUAAACAGAGACAGACUGACAUUACUAAAUAAUAUACGGUAAGGAAACUGAGAAUGGAAAUGCUACAUUUACACCUAUGUAAAUUCUGAAAGGGUGAUGAGACAAUUAAAAAUUUAUUAAAAACAG